AUGCUCUUGUCUAACAUUACUCAGUUUAGACCCAUGUUCUACCUCACAGGCUUUCCAGGAUUGGAAGCCAUCGAACACUGGAUUUUCAUUCCCUUUUUCUUUAUGUACCUGGUGGCCAUCUCAGGAAACUGUUUCAUUCUGAUAAUUGUUAAGAUCCAGNGGCGUCUGCACACACCCAUGUACUGUCUACUCUCCCUGCUGGCCCUGACUGACCUGGGACUCUCCGUGUCUACCUUGCCCACCACUACAGGGAUCUUUUGGUUCAACUCCCACAGUAUCUACUUUGGAGCCUGCCAAGUCCAAAUGUUCUGCAUCCACUCGUUCUCCUUCAUGGAGUCCUCAGUGCUUCUUGUCAUGUCCUUUGACCGCUUUGUGGCCAUCUGCCACCCCCUGAGGUACUCAGUCAUUGUCACUGGCCAGCGAAUGGUCAGGGCAGGCCUGAUUAUCAUCCUGCGGGGACCUGUGGCCCUUGUCCCCAUUGUCCUCCUCCUGAAGGCUUUUCCCUACUGUGGGCCUCUAGUCCUCUCCCAUUCAUUCUGCCUACACCAGGAGGUGAUACACCUGGCCUGCGCAGAUACUACUUUCAACAGUCUGUAUGGGCUGACACUGGUGGUGUUCACCGUGAUGCUGGACCUGGUGCUCAUCGCACUGUCCUAUGGACUCAUCCUACACACAGUGGCAGGACUGGCCUCCCCUGAGGAGAAGCUCCGAGCCUUCCAAACCUGUACAUCACAUCUCUGCGCUGUGCUAGUAUUCUUUGUGCCCAUGGUUGGGCUGUCCCUAGUGCACCGCUUUGGGAAACAUGCCCCACCUGCUGUCCAACUUCUUAUGGCCAAUGUCUACCUGUUUGUGCCUCCCAUGCUUAACCCAAUCAUUUACAGUAUUAAGACCAAGGAGAUCCGCCAUGCCAUAGUCAACCUCCUAGGCAUUAGAAAGGUCAGUGCUGAGUCCUUGGUCUAA
This is a messenger RNA of Galeopterus variegatus (Sunda flying lemur), 960 nucleotides long. Its product is annotated as olfactory receptor 51M1. NCBI's taxonomy places the organism in Eukaryota, Metazoa, Chordata, Mammalia, Dermoptera, Cynocephalidae. The transcript is spliced from 2 exons. The record is from RefSeq and is a predicted model, not a curated record. The coding region runs from base 1 to 960 and encodes 319 amino acids. Gene Ontology annotation, biological process: G protein-coupled receptor signaling pathway. Gene Ontology annotation, molecular function: G protein-coupled receptor activity; olfactory receptor activity. Gene Ontology annotation, cellular component: membrane.